Messenger RNA from Hibiscus syriacus, 534 nucleotides. RefSeq names its product probable thiol methyltransferase 2. The transcript is spliced from 6 exons. Gene Ontology annotation, molecular function: S-adenosylmethionine-dependent methyltransferase activity. The coding region runs from base 13 to 462 and encodes 149 amino acids. The record is from RefSeq and is a predicted model, not a curated record. NCBI's taxonomy places the organism in Eukaryota, Viridiplantae, Streptophyta, Magnoliopsida, Malvales, Malvaceae.
GAUGUGGUGGCAAUGGCAUGUCCUGGACGGUAUGUCGUUGGGCCGAACAUAUCAGAGGAGGCCAUAAAGAAAGCAAAGCAGAUGUCUUCCUCAUCACUGAAUGCAGAUCAUUCUACUUUCUUGAAGGAAGAUUUUUUCUCCUGGCGUCCAACAGAUUUGUUUGAUCUUGUUUUCGAUUACACGUUUUUUUGUGACAUUCAGCCAGAUAUGAGAUCAGCGUGGGCACAGCAAAUCCAAAACCUUUUAAAACCAGAUGGAGAGCUUAUUACAUUGAUGUUUCCUAUUGAUGAUCAUGCCGGUGGACCUCCUUAUAAAGUAUCAGUUGAAGACUAUGAAAAGGUGUUGCAUCCGAUGAGCUUUGAGGCAAUAUCUGUUGUUGACAAUGAAUUGGCCAUCGGAACUAGAAAGGGAAAAGAGAAGCUUGGGAGAUGGAAAAGAGCUGUAGGCAACCCCUCCCUAUGAACCGUGAUAACGGUUGUCGGCUAAUCGAGGAGCCGAGGUGGUUGAGCUCAAGAUCAAGGCAGUUAAUUUCAU